Molecule: messenger RNA, 2411 nt
Organism: Paramormyrops kingsleyae
Lineage: Eukaryota; Metazoa; Chordata; Actinopteri; Osteoglossiformes; Mormyridae
Product: Krueppel-like factor 11
Biological process (GO): regulation of transcription by RNA polymerase II
Molecular function (GO): DNA-binding transcription factor activity, RNA polymerase II-specific; RNA polymerase II cis-regulatory region sequence-specific DNA binding
Source: RefSeq, a predicted model, not a curated record
CCCUGCCUCCUCCGAGCCUGUCUGAAUGAAUCUGGAAAAAGUCGCGGAGAAACAUGUCCCGUUGCAUUCUGCCAAAGAAAGACGGGAAAACUGGAGCUACAUAGUGGGCAGCUACUGAUCGUUAGGCCUUCCAUCUGAUCCUGUAACUUUCACGAGAGGGAGCCAAUGGAUUCAGAUGCCUGUCUCCCGAACGACUCUCCACGAGCGAAGGACAUCGAGGCAGUGGAGGCCCUGAUGGCCAUGAGCAGCUGCUGGAAAGCUGGGAGAUUUGGCCAUGCAGAUCCCCGUCCCCUGACGCCUCACUCUGACAUCUUUGAGGAAGGGCUUCCUCUGCCGGCCCCUGUCGAGUUCCAGGGGUCUCCUCUGUGUAUGACUCCACCCUACAGCCCGCUGAACUCUGAGCUUCCACAUACCCUUUCGGCAUCCUUUCCGGAGCCGGUUCGGACCCCUUCCUGCCAGAGCAGGCCGCAGACAGAGGGCGGCCCUUGUGAUCCCGUGGGGUGUCAUAGGUCACACGCCACCAGCGUGAUCCGCCACACUGCAGACUUGCUGCCUUGCACCUGCAACAGCUGUCCUGCAGAGAAGAAAAAGAAUGUGUGUGGAUCAUUGCAGCCUGAUGGCGGCACUCCUGAGAGAAGUUCAUCAAGCCAGCCGGAAGACAGAGGCGCUGGAGCAUGCCCAGCUGCGUCUACAGCACAUCAUUCUGGGCUGGCCCCCUCAAAUGGCCCGGUCUUCUUGAAUUUGUCAUCGUCUGUUGGACUGCUACAACACCCUGUGUCCAGUGGCCCUGUGAACAUAGCUUCCAUGCCGGUCCUCUGUCAAGUGCUUCCUGUAUCACGCACAACUCCGCCUGUUGUUUCUGCACAUGGCCAGCAGGGGGCGGUAUGCCCACCGGUGGUCCUCAUGAGUGGAGAGGUUUCCAAGGGUUCGGUUAUGUUCCUCGUCCCCCAGCCAGUGCUCCCCAGACAGUCUGCACUGGUAACCCCUGGAAAGCCUAAGCUGGCUGCCAUUGCCCCCGCACCGGGCGUCCCCUCCUUGGUCCAAAGGAACAGCCCGCGGCCCAGCGUUUCCAGGAUACGGAGCCACAUCUGUACCCACCCGGGCUGUGGGAAGACCUACUUCAAGAGCUCCCACCUCAAGGCCCACAGGAGGACUCACACAGGCGAGAAGCCUUUCUGCUGCAACUGGGAGGGCUGCGAGCGGCACUUCGCCCGAUCCGACGAGCUGUCCCGGCACCGCCGCACACACACUGGCGAGAAACGCUUUGCCUGCCCCGUGUGCCACAGCCGCUUCAUGCGCAGCGACCACCUGGCCAAACACGCCCGGCGCCACCUGGCGACCAAACGGAUGCCCACCUGGCAGGUGCAGCUCCGGAGCCUCAGCAGCCUGGCGGCUGCCUGCCCUCAGCACCUGCCGUCCGGCCCCGAGGGCAUGCUGGCAUGUUAGUGCAUUGGCUAAGGAGCCAGACUCGUGACCAAGCACCUUUCGGUCUGAUUGAUGGCUCUCCUUGGUGUAAGUCUUGAGCAAUGGCUUAACUUAGACUCCCUGUUUGAAACUCUACAGCGUCUCUAAAGAAAGAAGUUAAAUGAUAAUGGCAAUUACACGAUUGUAUGUUGCUUAUUUGCUGAGAUCACCUAACAUGAGAUUUUGCACAAUGGCUAAAUUGCACUCAGAAAUCCUGAAAGUGUAGGUGUCUGAUUAAGUUUAAGGAAAGCCGAAUUAUGGUUUUUUUUCCUUAUAUAAUUUUUUUUACUGUCAUUGUUUACACAUAAAAAUAUGAUGUUUUGGCAUCACGUGAUUCACAAGCUCAGGGGUUAUUGCCUAAAGUCCAUUGGUCGGACGUCCAAUUUCCCGUACCUAUCAGCGCCUGGAUCGGUGCGGGCACUUUGUAGGAGCCCCGCCCCCUGUGGCACUUUGUAGGAGCCCCGCCCCCUGUGGCACUGAGACACUUGGUGGUGAUGGCCGGUAGACGGUGAGAUUUCAGGGGGGUGUCAUUCUGUUUGAGGGAAUAGGCUUAGCAACAGCGCUGAAAUGUCAGGGUUUUUGUUUCUGUGGAGUUUUUUUUUUUUAUUUACAAAUAUUUUGUAUUUUUAAAUUCAUUAUUUAUUUUAUAAUGUUGGUCUUUGUUAUAGUUGGGAGUCAUUUUUUCAUUCAAGCAAGUAUGACCAAGGAACAGCUGGGCAAUGGUAUAAUUCUUACAAGCAGGCCAUUAAGACUCCUGUGAGUCAUUUCUACUACCGUUAAGUCUUAUGUUUAAAUCUGUACUGGAAAAAACCUGCUGAGCUCCUGACCAAAGUAGUUUCACCAUAACGUACAGUGGAAUGUCAUGUUAGCUUUUUUUUUGCACAAUAUUUGUCAUUGCAAAUGUUUUUUUUUUAUACAAAGAUGAAUAAAAUGUUUUGGAAAAGUCA